GGGGCGGGGCGGGAUGUGAGUGUUGGCCGGCACUUCGUCACACACCGCCCUCAGUAACGAUACGCCGCGCGGGAAGCGUGCGACUCUCUUCAGGGGUGCGCGCCCUCCUGGGGCUCCUGAGGGUUGCGGUCGCUGCACCUGUGAGGUGGAGCGCGGCCCUCGACUUGUGGGAGUUCAGCCAGGGCGGGCACAGCCCCGAGAUGUGCGUUCAAACGUGGAAAACGGGCAAGAGGCGCGCGGCUGCCAACUGAUUCGUGUCCUGCAUUUCUGCGUUGUGGUGGCAGGAGGAGCUGCAGCCCCGCGGUGCGAGGGGUCAGGCUGUUAAAAUCAGCCAGGCGUCGCCUUGCUUUUCUUGACAGAGUAAAGGAUGAUGCUGUGUGGGAGACUGCUUGUCAAGUGGCAUCACCUCAUUUUCGAAGGUGGCUUAAAACACCAAAGAACGCGGAACCAAUAGAACAUAAACCCCUCCACUCUGCCAGUACAAUAAGUGCAAAUAACUAAACGUGUUCUUCUGUCCUCCUGACUACACAAAACUUGUCAGAAGCCUAAUGUCCAGGCCCACCCUCAUCCUCUUGCAGCAGUCUUUCCCGUGCAUUUGUCCUGUAUGAUAACACCCAGAUGACCUUGUUUCUGCUGGAAUUCCUUGAAAGAUGCUGUGCAAGCAAUGCUGGCUCCUACUUGGAUAACAGGCUCAAGGCUGUCUUAAGUAUUUUCUUUUAAGAUAAAGUUUACGUAGGAUAUCGGGGCUAGGCUUAGAGGGGACAAGAGGUGAGGUCAGCCCAAGUGCUUCCCAUCUCCUUGCUCUCAUUUAUAAGAGAACCCUAGGGCUCCCACUGGUAAAGAAAUAAUCUAAGCACCAAGUCCUUGUAUUUUAACAGUCUUCAGCUUCCUUUUCAUAAGAAGUCUCUGGGAUUUCUCAGGCUAUUUCACAGAGAGCCGUCAUGAUCUUUUUGAUACAUUAAAGCAACUCAUUUCCUAUUUCAAAACACUGUAAUUCAUAGAUUUGCAUGACAAGAAUGGCUCUUGCGAAUGCUCUGACCAAGAGAUUUGGUAUAAAGAACAACUUCAGCACUCUUUCAACAGAUUCGGUCUGUGGGGCAAGUUUCACUUCCACUCAAAGGAGGAAAAGGAUUUUAAAAAGUGACUCAUUAAAUGUGAACUGCUACCAUCCUACAACCAAUAAAGUACUAUUCCAACAUUUACAGAUGCCCUUCCCGGAGUCCAGGCUCCAGGCUCCAAUGUGAUGUGCCCUACUUGCUGCUUCAUAAUUCAAAAACUUCUGGCACCACUUCUCUGUAUGCAACCAUGAAAGCUACCUCAAAUGAUCUCAGCUACUCUCUGAAAUAAGAAAGCAUUCACUCAAGUUGUCACACUAGCCUAUAUGUGGUUCAUGCACCUGCAAGAAACUUUGAGGCAAAUGGUGUUAUUAUCUCCGCACUCCAGAUGGGGAAUUAAAGUACAGCACGGAGAAACUGAAGAGGAAGUCCUUUUUCACACCUCAUUUGAGCAAAGCAGAUUCGGUCUGGUGAAAAUUUACAAAUGUGGGGGAUGGGUCAUCCUAAGUGCUAAUGAACUUCUCAGAGGAUUUAUCACCAGCCAUCCCCGUGCUUCUCCUGAGCGUAUGCAGCUUUGAGUUAUGAAGAUAACUUGACCAGACACUUGUCACAAGCCAGUUAGCAAAAAACAGCAAAAAAUCCUGGCCCUGGAUUGGACAUAAUAGUUCUUGGUUCUACUAGUGGAGGGAGCUGUGCCAGUCAGAGCACAAAUCCUUCUCUGAAAAUCUUCAAUUGCAGGUGAUGAAGGAUGAUAUAACAACAGCUCAGGAGACACCGCUCAGCUACAUUCUCCCUGAGAUUUUGACUCAGGGACUUCCUUAUUUUAAUUUAUUUAAUAGCCAAUAUAACUUUCCAAAGCAUACAUGUGGGAGAGCAUCUCAGCUGAAGAACUUUUAAGUGGAGGCACAGUUCUGUUUCCCUUUGCCUGAACACACACCUUUUGUUUUCCUCAGAAUGGCUGAAUGAUUCACAAACAGCAACUGUUCAGGAAUCUAAUCUUCCAUGAACAUCUAGCAAGGAAAAAGUUAGAGGGCUUGGGAGGGGUUAUAGAGCUCUAUUUUAACACAAAAUUAUGGAAUUUCUGAACUCUGUGUAGUGGCUGUAACUGUGUGUGAAUGAGUGUACAUCGAAUGCUGGAGUGCAGUGCAUCAGACCCAGUCUAUGACAUGCAGCCACUGUCUUAGAGGCUGGCUCAUGACUAGAAUAUUUCAAGUUAGACCACUGCUCAUUUGUACUCUGGAGAGGUUGCUCUGUCUCCGCUGUUGUGUUCUCUAUUACACCAAAAUGAAGUAUACAAAACUAGGUUGUGCUUGCAUUACUUCUCCCACAGUAUAAAUUAACUGCCUUAUGUGCAUGUGCAUACACAUAUACAUUCUCUCAACCCUUCUAUACUACUUUAUUUUUCUUUCAUUACUCCUCUUUCUUUCCUGUAAAAAAUCAUGCUGAAUCCUUUCCUGCAGUGUUCUCACUAUCUUAUUUCCUUUUUCUCCAUACACAAAUGACAGGGGUAAUUUAUUAUUCUUCAAAGGAGAAACAAAGCCAGCCCUCUAGACAGACACUGAGAGAAUCAUCAGAGUUAGGAGACCAAAAGUGACACUUAAAAAACAGAAGUUUUUAGAAUAUGAAGUUUGGACAGUUUGAGGAUUUGGGAGUUUGGGUUUAUUUGCAUUCAGCCUUUCUUAAUUUGAGGUCAUUAUUUGUUGAAAAGAACCCAGAAUACUCAGAAGAAUUCUCUACUAGUUAGGACUCAACUUUCCCUACCAAGAGCAUGCAAACACACAUAAAGAAUGAAAGACCAGUAACAGUUCUCUUAAUUCUUUUUUGACAAAUGAAAAUAUACACAAACAUUCCUCAAUACAAACAGUCAAAGGAAUUUAACCCUGUCUACCUCUAUUACAUCUGGCUUUUCUCACAAUUACUAAUUCAAUAUUGAAGACAUUUCUCCUUUUUCUUUCUCUGUCUCAGUAAAGAUAUGUUUUCCACUUUUGAUAGUAGAACUGUAAAGGACAAGCUUGAAAGGUCUUAUUUGUCCUGGAGAUAUCCACCCUUGCAUGCUGCAUGUCUCUAGGAAGUUUUUUACUGAUAAAUCUUUAUCUUCUGUGUACAUACUGUCACUCCCGAGGAUGUAAACUCAGCGACUUUGGUGCAAUAUAAUGUCCUUAGAUCUUCAUAACAACUUGUGACUGAAAUGGCAAUGAGAAGUUUUGUAAAGGCUCACAGAGGUGAUCCUGACAUCAAAUUCAGCAGGCUGCCAGCACAAAAGGCAAGUGCAUGUGAUGGUGUGAGCACUGAGUGGAAGGUCUUCACUGGGCCAGUUUGGCAAUUCCCUGUCUUCAUCAUGAAGUACGUGGAGAAAUCCUGGAGCUGCAGAUGUGUGGAUCAACUAGGCAAGGCUGAAUCUAAUACAGUGGGAAAUGUAUUUUAACAAGCAGAGAGAGAAAAGAGCAUUCGUCUUGAACAAGGCAGUGGCUUACCCAAAUGUUUGGAAUCUGAGUGCAGAUGUCCACAAUGAUACUGCAAACACAUCACAUAAUUAGACAUUACUGGUGUGUAGGAAAGAAAUCAUUAUCAAGGAGAUGCAUGUGCAGAUGUUUAGGAAGUCAGAUAUGAGGAUUCCCACGGCUGCCUGAGAUGAAGACAGAAGACAACAUAGGUCAAGCUUAGAGAAUCCUAUUUUGGGUAUAUAGACUUCAUCACUGACAUUUGUUUUCACAGACUUCAGUGGAUAUUUUGCAAGUAUGAAAAUGCCAGAACUAGGACUACAUAGUUGGAGUGAAUAAUAGCAUUAAGCUUACAGCUGGUCAUUACCAUAUUCCACAGUUUUUAAAUCAGCACUGUUUCUUUAGAAGCCUGCUGCCAGCAAGGAUAUGUUAGCAAUCUUUUAACCUCUAGUCUUCUUUCCUUUUUCCCUCCCCCAUGUUUGUUUUCUCUUGUACACAUUCUUCUUCUUUUGAAUUUCCUGGUCAUGAGGCUAUCACCUCACACCUACUUUAUUCUGUCCUAAAGGCUUGUUUAUUUGUUCCCUCCCUCCUUCUCCCCCCACGAGCAAUCCACUUAACACAUGGCUACAGAGGUAGAAAGGUACAUCAGCUGCAGAAAAGAUGCGUAAAGGGAUAUAGUUAGUUUUUGUGUUUUCUGUAGGAAAAGAAUCAUAAGAAAAUGUUUUCCAUUCUCUAAUCUACACAUACCUGUUGCAUUUUAAGACUAUUAUUUCUUAUUGUCUCCUGAAGAUGUGAAGAUCUUCCUCUUGUUAUGUGUCAGAAGCAUGUGAGAGUGGCUCUCCUGGACCUAUGCUUGUCUAAACUAAGUUGCCCCAGGUCUUUCAAUGCUUUCUCGUAAGUGAUCCUUCUGAAACCUCUAUUUGCUCUUCUUUACGCAACAGUGCACUUAAUUAUUUAUUGACAUAAUAUACACAAAACCUCACCAGGACCCACUUAGGGCUGUGUGCACUGUUUUUCUGUGAUGCUGUCAGUCUCAAGCCUUUCCCCUCCACCUGGCAGCCUAUUUCCAAAGAAAAUACAGGAAAACAGUACCUUGAACACUGACAAAUUUACUUAAAUCCGUCACAGUUGUUGAAGAAAGCAAGUGUGAAGGUAUAGGGAUAAGGCUUCCUCUCACUCCCUCUCAAAAUGCUUGCGUAUACGUUCCCACAGUGAUGUAAGCAAAAUAAGCAGCUGAAUCCCUGUGGCUCCUUGACUUGCUUAAUCUUGGUUUAACUCCAUGAUGACACAGUUGCCGUCAUCUUUCCUUCUUUCAGAACUAAGAUCGCUUCAUGUAAGUCUCUUAGAAUAUUCCUCUCAAAAUGAAGACAACAUUUGUUUGUUUGUUUUUCUCUUGAUAGCUAAGAUGCCUCCUUGUUAAUCUACUGGUUUUGCUAAAAUGCAGCUAAGUUUUCUCUCUCUCUCUUUUGAAACUUCUGGUUAACCAUGAUGUUUGCUUUUACAAGUCAGCUAGUCAUGCACCAUUGCCAGUCUGUCAAAUCUAAUCUGAUUGUUGGAGAAGAUUUUGAAAGACCAGGCUCAGCACAUUGUUUCCUUACCCCAGAGCUGAGACAUGCAGAUAACGCAAGUGGCAAACUCAGAGCAAAACCAUGAGUUUCGGGGGACAUUCAGAACCACGGUUGGUUGAAAACAAACUAAUAAAUAAAGAAGAAAGAUGAUAUUGGAAGCAGUUGUACUGCUGAGCUGCACUCUGGGCAUCAGCACGUUCCCCCUGGAAGAGCCUGAAGAUGGAGGCAAGCACUGGGUGGUGAUUGUUGCAGGUUCCAAUGGCUGGUACAACUACCGCCACCAGGCAGAUGUGUGCCACGCAUACCAGAUUGUACACCGAAAUGGAAUUCCAGAUGAACAGAUAAUUGUCAUGAUGUAUGAUGACAUUGCUGAUAAUGAUGAAAAUCCAACAAAAGGCAUUGUCAUCAAUAGACCUAAUGGAACAGAUGUGUAUGCUGGAGUGCCCAAGGACUAUACAAAAGAGGAUGUUACUCCAAAGAAUUUCCUUGCUGUUCUCAGAGGGGAUGCAGAAGCAGUGAAGGGAGUGGGAUCAGGAAAAGUAUUGAAAAGUGGUCCCAAGGAUCAUGUAUUUGUUUAUUUCACUGACCAUGGAGCUCCAGGACUUCUAGCUUUUCCUGAUGAUGAUCUUCAUGUGAAGGACUUGAACAAGACCAUUUGGUACAUGUAUCAUCACAAAAAGUACCAAAAGAUGGUGUUUUACAUUGAAGCAUGUGAGUCUGGAUCUAUGAUGAAUCAUUUGGCUGAUAAUAUCAACGUUUACGCAACAACUGCUGCCAACCCCAGGGAGUCAUCUUAUGCCUGUUACUAUGAUGAUGAAAGGCAGACUUAUCUUGGUGACUGGUACAGUGUGAAUUGGAUGGAAGAUUCAGAUAUGGAGGAUCUGAGAAAAGAAACACUGCACAAGCAGUUUCAGCUGGUGAAGAAACGCACCAACACCAGCCAUGUGAUGCAGUAUGGAAACAAAAGCAUCUCCUCUAUGAAAGUGAUGCAGUUUCAGGGCAUGGGGAAGAAAGCUGUCCCCAUUUCUCUGCCGCCUGUAGAACACCAUGACCUGACUCCUAGUCCUGAUGUGCCUCUCGCUAUCAUGAAACGAAAGCUGAUGGCUACCAAUGAUAUGUAUGAGGCUAAGAAGAUUGCUGCAGAGAUGAAAGCACAUCUGGAGGCUAAAGAAUAUAUCCAGGAAUCCAUGCGGAAGAUCGUCACCUUAAUAACAGGAUCAACAGAACUGACUAACCAGAUUCUGUCAGACAGGCUGACCAUCAGCAACUACGACUGCUAUCAGGCAGCGGUGAACUACUUCAAAACUCAUUGUUUCAAUUGGCACUCUCCUUUGUAUGAGUAUGCGCUGAGACAACUGUAUGCUUUGGUCAAUGUCUGUGAAGGAAGAUACUCCAUUGACAGAAUAUUCUUGGCCAUGGAUCAAGUGUGCCGUGGGUACUGAUGGAAACAGUAGUCUAAUGUAACCCUUACUGCAAGUGGUAAUUUUUCUUAACUGAAAUAAUCCAGACUUUAUGUGCAUGCAACAUGAAGAGUCAACCACUGUACUGAAGCUGUGCUAGGAGCUGCCCAGCAGCCUUACAUUACUUGCCAGCGCUGUCCCCCCAUUCCCACCUGCCAAGAGCCCAAUGGUUUGACAGAACCAUUUUACCAGACCACAUGGAGCUUUCAAGAUGGGAAUCUCUGGGUGAACACUACAUACCAUCAACAGUGAUUCUAAAUCUACGCUAAAUUUAAAUAUUGACUCAGAUGCUGGAAAAGAAAAAUUGUAGCAUUGCUAACGAUUACUUUUUUUUUUAAUGAUAAUGAAUGCUAUUACAGUGACUAACUUGCAAAUUGGUUGAAGAGUGAAGAAACCAAAGUUUGUUUUUUAAGCUUUAACUCCUUAACAGUUUAAAGCAGCAAGUUGUGUUCAAGAACUAUCAGAUGUUAACAGCACAGUUCAAAUGCGAACAGUAAAAACCUUUGGGUAGAAAACACUGUUUUCCAAAGAAAAAACACAGGUAUCUAAUGCUGUAAAUUUAGCACCAGUAUGCUAUAAUUAAAUGUGUGUACACACAAAUGUGUGGGAAGUCACAGAGUUCAGGAAAUGUCUGUGAAUAAAGUUGAUAGUUUCAUCAACCCACUGGGCAA
Molecule: messenger RNA, 7195 nt
Organism: Gallus gallus (chicken)
Lineage: Eukaryota; Metazoa; Chordata; Aves; Galliformes; Phasianidae
Gene: LGMN
Product: legumain
Exons: 17
Coding region: 5211-6506 (431 amino acids)
Biological process (GO): vacuolar protein processing
Molecular function (GO): cysteine-type endopeptidase activity
Source: RefSeq, a predicted model, not a curated record